CCACCACGGUUCCCGUUUCUUUCCCACACACACGCCGGAGGCCAGGAAUCAUUCGCCAUGUCUGACAAGUCUCACCGUCUCUACGUUAAGGGAAAGCACGUUUCCUACCAGCGAGGAAAGCGCAACACCAACCCCGGCACCUCUCUGCUCAAGCUCGAGGGUGUUGACGACACCGCCGCCGCACAAUGGUACGCCGGUAAGCGCGUAGCAUACGUCUACCGUGCCCAGCGCGCCAUCCAGGGCUCCAAGAUCCGCGUCAUCUGGGGCAAGGUCACCAGGCCUCACGGCAACUCCGGCGUUGUCCGCGCCAAGUUCAGGUCGAACCUCCCUCCCAAGUCCUUCGGUGCCUCCGUCCGCGUCAUGCUUUACCCUUCUUCGAUAUAAUUUCGGCCACACGAUGGGGAACGAGACGAACGGUAGAUGAUGAGCGAUGGAGCGGUUAGUGAUACGGCGCAAAACCCGGCAACGGCAUCGGAACGAAGCAAUACGACAGCGGGGAGGCUUUCAUGCACAGUUUCAUUUACGUGGCAUGUUCAGGCUGGUUAACGGUGUCAUUGUUUUCGGAAAUCCAUGACAAGACAAUGGCAAAAUCAAUCAAGAUUCCUCCCAAGAUCAAUGGAAAAUGAUCAAUCCC
Macroventuria anomochaeta is the source of this 634-nucleotide messenger RNA. Its product is annotated as ribosomal protein L35Ae. Gene Ontology annotation, cellular component: ribosome; cytosolic large ribosomal subunit. The transcript is spliced from 4 exons. NCBI's taxonomy places the organism in Eukaryota, Fungi, Ascomycota, Dothideomycetes, Pleosporales, Didymellaceae. The coding region runs from base 58 to 384 and encodes 108 amino acids. Gene Ontology annotation, biological process: ribosomal large subunit biogenesis; cytoplasmic translation. Gene Ontology annotation, molecular function: structural constituent of ribosome. The record is from RefSeq and is a predicted model, not a curated record.